Molecule: messenger RNA, 2857 nt
Organism: Arachis stenosperma
Lineage: Eukaryota; Viridiplantae; Streptophyta; Magnoliopsida; Fabales; Fabaceae
Product: phospholipase D alpha 1-like
Exons: 5
Coding region: 1288-2688 (466 amino acids)
Biological process (GO): phospholipid catabolic process
Cellular component (GO): plasma membrane
Molecular function (GO): D-type glycerophospholipase activity
Source: RefSeq, a predicted model, not a curated record
CGCCACACCCCCCUUUCCCAAAAAGAAACAGCUUCAGAUUAAACUAAGAAAGAAAAAAGAGAAGGGAAAUGGAAACAGGGAAAGGAGGGGAGAGAGGGUGAGAUUCGAGAAAGCAGAGAGAAAGAGAGGGAAGAGCGCCGGUGGAAGGGGGAAGACGCGCCAGAGCUGGAGGGCUGUUCCGCCGCUCCUCGUCGCGGCUGAAGCCGUCGCCACCACAGAUGCGUCCGCGCCAUCGAGUCGUCGCCGCCGAACCACCCGCGAGUAACAGAACCGCGAAGAGAAAGAGUGCAUGAAGAGAGAGAGGGAGCCGAUUCUGCCACCACCGCCGCGUCCAGCCGCCGUCGCUUACUCCAUCACCGCUCCUAGAGGCGGGUGGCGGAGCUUCUACCGCCGUUGAGAUCCACCACCAUCAGCGCUGCCGUCAAAGGGAGCGCGCUGUCACAGUUCAAUCACAAUCGAGCUUGAAGGGAAGUGCCACUGAAGUUGCCCGACAGCAGUUUCCCCUGCGUUCCCAAUCCCAUUCUUGAAACUGUAAUAUUCUUGCUCAGUGCAUGUUUGGGCGCCAUUAUUUUUUAAUGUGUUUGGCAAAUUUUUAGUAGUAAGAGUAAAAGCACUAGUAAAAUCAAAAAAAGACCUUUUUUGAGAAGCUGUAAUUUAUAUCUUUUUUUAAAAGAUCUUUUUUCCUUAAAAAAAAAAAGAUGUUUUUCAUGUAAUAAAUAAACAAAAAAGUACUUUUAUAUUGUUAUACCCAAACAUAAUUGAUAGAUAAAAAGACUUUUUUACAUGAGAUAUCCAAACAUAAAAUUACUUUUACUUCUCUAUAAGAUCUUUUAAAAAAAAUAACUCGAAAAAAAAUCUUUUUUUAGAAGCUCACCCAAACAAGUCCUUACUCUGCUUCCCGAUUUUAAUUCUCUAUAAUUUUUAUUCUGGAUAAAAUAGUAAUGUUCCUGUUUAGUACUGCUGUCGCCGUCGUCAAUCUGGAUCCUAGCUCGUUGCUGCUGAUGAUGGUAAGCCAAACUGUCAUCCUUGAUGCUGGAGAAGGACACCAGAGUUACUAUUCUGGUUUUAAUGCAAUUCGUCCCUGUCCCGGAUCACUGUUGUCUUCUGUUCUGCUUCUGCUUCUAGUUGCGCCGGGUUAAACCAUUGAGCCGUGUUUGAUGGUGUUGUUGGUGAGAGUUUUCAGUGUAGCUAAUGCCACUGCCGUUGUUUCAUUCUCUUAGUACAGGUCGAGUUCUGCUGUGAAUAGUGCUUUUUGGGCUAUACGGCUGUGGGAAAUAGUCGGAGUCAAUGUCAUUCGAUUUUGGAAUGAGGAAAAAAAAAGGAAUUCUCCAACGCGUUUGGUUUGUGGUUUCGCGAGCUGCUGAACAGAGUAAAGAUUUUUAUCAACCAAGUAUUUCUGGAUCUGCAAUUGAAAAGGGUGGUCCUAGGGAGCCAUGGCAUGAUAUACAUUGUAAUCUUGAAGGGCCUAUUGCAUGGGAUGUUUACUCCACCUUUGUGCAGAGAUUUUGGAAACAUGGCACAGAUCAGGGCAUGCUUUUUUCAGAAGAAAAGCUUAAGGAUUUCAUCAUUACACCAUCUCAAGUAACGAACCCUGAUGAUGACGAUGACACGUGGAAUGUUCAGUUGUUCAGAUCCAUUGAUGAUACAACUACUCUUGGUUUUCCAGAAACCGCUAAAGAAGCUUUUGAACACGGGCUUAUUAGUGGGGAGAACAAGAUGAUAGAUCGGAGCAUUCAAGAUGCAUACAUUAAUGCUAUUCGGCGAGCAAAGAAUUUCAUAUAUAUUGAGAACCAAUAUUUCAUAGGAAGUGCUUUCGGGUGGAGUGUGGAUAGCACAGAAUUUGAUUCUGUUCAUCUUAUCCCAAAGGAGCUUUCACUCAAAAUUGUUAGCAAGAUUAAAGCCAAGGAGAAGUUCAUGGUGUACGUAGUGAUUCCAAUGUGGCCGGAGGGUGUUCCAAUAAAUAACACUACUGGAGCUGUUCAGAAAAUAUUAUAUUUGCAGAAGAGGACCAUAGAGAUGAUGUACAAGGACAUUGUUCAAGCACUCAAGGAAGAGAAAAUUGAACAAGAUCCUCGGAAAUAUUUGUCAUUCUUCUAUCUUGGCAAUCGAGAGGUGAAGAAGGACGGAGAGUAUGUGCCUCCACAGAGACCAGAACAAGGUUCUGAUUACCAGAAAGCCCAUGAAGAAAGACACUUCAUGAUUUAUGUGCAUUCCAAGAUGAUGAUAGUUGAUGAUGAGUACAUAAUCAUUGGAUCUGCCAACAUCAACCAGAGAUCAAUGGAUGGUGGAAGAGACACCGAAAUUGCCAUCGGAGCUUAUCAACCGCACCAUUUGGCUACCAGCCAGGGUGUUGCAAGAGGCCAAAUCCAUGGCUUCCGCUUGUCCCUAUGGUACGAGCACCUUGGCAUGCAUGAAGACACCUUCCUCAACCCAGAAAGUGAAGAAUGUAUUAACAAAGUGAAGCAACUUGGGGACAAGUAUUGGGAGUUGUAUUCUAACAAAGAUUUACUUGGAUCUAAUAACCUUCCUGGUCACUUGCUUCGGUAUCCUGUUGACAUUUCUACUGAUGGAACACUCACAAAUCUCUCAGGAGUUGAGUUCUUCCCUGACACUAAUGCUCCUAUUCUAGGUGACAAAAACCCUACUAUCAUGAAUCGAGUUCUUCCUAACAAGAUCUUCACCAUGUAACAUGCAUGCAAAAAAAGUGUCCCACAAUUCUUAAAGUUCAAUUCCUUGAUCAAAAUAAGUAUCCUUUAUUAACAUCUGGUUUAUUGUUGUACCUGUUUGAUAAAAGAUACCUUUAUCUUAACUUUUGAUAUUAAAUAAAUGUUGUAUUGCUUGUACUUCGUGAAUGAAA